UUAGCCUGCCCCCGCCAUAGCGUCGGACCUCGCAUCGGCUUUUAGUCCAGAGACAGAGACACGGCCGUCGGGCGCCAUGGCGGCUGAGCCUGGCAAAGAAACUGUCGCACCGGCUCCGCCACCACGAGAACCUAAAACCGUUGACGGAAGACCUGCUGAAGCUGAAAUCGCCGACCUCGUCGCACCUCUUACAAGCGAGCCGGCGGAGGCGCCGCAUGCCGUGGUGGAGCCAGGCGAAGAAACUACCACACCACCUCCACCUCCACCUCCGCGAGAAACCGAACCCACCGACGGCGUUGCUCCCGCGCUCGACCCCGCACUGCCCACGGCCGAGUCGGCUCGCCGGGCGCCGCCACAAGAGAAGCCUGACGCCGCUGCGGCUGGCCCCCCGGAGCAGACGACGACGGAGGCAGGCGGCCUGCCACCUACGCCAACCAAGGCGGAGGAAGUGGCCGCAUUGCCUCCGCCUGCCGAGAAGCCGUCGCUGGGGAGGGUGGUGACGGCGGCGGUUGAAGCCGAGAAGCAGCUCCCCGUAGCUGCUGCGCCUGCGCCACCACAGCAACAGUCGCCGCCGCAGCAGCAGCAAGAAAGCGGCACUGCGAAAGAAGCAUCCUCGGUUCACGCGGAGAAGAAGGACGCGGCACCGGUAGCAGCGCAUGAGGGAGAGGAGAAGAAGCCGGGGGAGAAGCUCGCGGCACUGGCGCCGAUGGCGCAGGAUGGACGUCGCGGGUGGCGACAUCUCCAGGCCGCCGUGCGCUUGAUCUUCCUCCGCUGCAAGAGGGCUCCGCGCGGAGAUCAGAGCACUCCACAGUCUCCAAUGCCCGAAGACAAAGGAGGAGAGACGAAGCCGCCGGCGUCAGUGCAGGAGGAAAAGAAGCCGACGCUGGCGGACGAAGGGGAGACUAAGCCGCCGGCGCCGGGCGGCGAGCAGCAGGCGUCAGGGCAGGAGCAAGUGGCCACAUCGCCUCCGCCUCCGCCACCGCCAACCGAGACAUCGUCACUGGAGAGGGCGGCGACGGCGGCUGAGGCUGAGAAGCCGCUCGCCGCACCACCACCACAGCAGCCGCCGCAGAAGGAAGAAGGCGGCGCUCCCGGACAAGCCUCCUCUGUCCAAGAGGAGGAGGAGAAGGGCGCGGCACCGGCAAAGGCGCCGGAGGGAGAAGAGAAGCCGGCGCGCCGUCGGUGGCGACGUUUCAAGGCCGCAGUGCUCCUGCUCUUCCUCCGUCCUAAUAGCUCUCCCCGGCACGGAGAUCAACUGUCCAUGGACAAAGAAGAUGAGGUGCAGCCGCCGGCGCCGGCCGGCAAGCAGCCGGCGUCAGGGCUGGAGGACAGGAAGACAAUACAGGCGGAGAAGCCACAACGGAAGGACAGCGCUGUAGGUGUUCCCGCUGAGCCUCACAAAGGCGAGAUGAAGCCGUCGGCACCGGAUGGCGAGGUGCCGGCGUCAGGGCAGAAAGAGCAGAAGCCGGCGACGGCGCCGAAGCCGUACGGGAAGGACAGCACCGGCGGUGUUCUUGACAAGCCUGGAGUUAAGCGGAAGGAUGAACGUGGAGAAAGCAAGCGCCGCCACGACGAGAGCCAGGCUGGCGCCGUCGCUGGAGGCGACGCCGGCCCUGAAGGAACGCCGGCGGGGAACACGAAGACGACAUCACCCCCCGGCUCUUUGGCGAAGAAGUUUCAGAAGGCGGUCAAGCGGCUCCUGGGCAUCUUGUCGUGGUACAAAGAGCACCGCUCGUCGAGGGUGGGCGGUGAGCCUCAGGCAGGGGCGCCGCCGAUGGAGGAGGGCAAAGGCGCUGACGAGAUCAAGCCGGCUACGGCGCCGGAUGGUGACAAAGGCGCCGACGCCGGCACCAAGCCGUCGCCGGCGGACGGGAAGCAGCCGGCGUCAGGAUCGGAGGAGGAGAAACGGAAGAAGUGGGAACGGGAGGAAGAACGGCUUGAGGAGAUCCUCGAGGGUGCUUUCACGAGGCUCCUCGCGGCGGAGUACCACCAACUCCGGCCCAUCAGGAAGAAAUGCCUCCUCACCUUCUCCGUCUUCGACCUCGCCUCCGAGGUGAAGAAGCAAGUCAUGGUCUACUGGUGGGUCUCCGAGUUCAACCUCCGGCACCGGAGUGAUCAAUCAGUUAAAUCAGCUGCAGACGCGGCGCCGACGGAGACAAGAAGAAGCACCUGCUGGCAGGCACGUAAAACUGCUGCUGCUGCUGCUGCCGCCGGCAGUGGAGGCCAUCCACCGGCACCGGAGGGUAGUAAAGCCGAAGAUCACGGCGGCAAGCCUGACGCCGAGGCGGAGGGCAUAUUCUCCGAGCUCUCCAGCCAUGGCUUCCUCGAGCCGAUGAAGAACUGGUGCAGCAGGGUGAUCCAUGGCUGCAAGGUGAACCCCCUGGUGCACUGGAUGCUGAAGCGCCGGGCAAGGGAUGACCGCUUCGCCGACCUGGACGUGAAGGGAAGCCCGGCGGACUUGCAGCACAGUUCCAGCAUCCUCUGCCUGACGGCGCGCAACCGUGAACUGCUACAGAAGAUGCGCAUGGCAGAUGAGUCACAACAGGCCGGGAAUAAAACCGACACAACAACAACAACUUCCCAGCAGAAGCCUGGAGCUCCAUCCCAGGACAAGGCGCCAGACCAGGACCCAAAAAACACUGAGUCCAUCCCUAUUGAAGAGAUUGCAAAAUUAUUCAAACGAAAGCAAGUAAUCCUCAAUGUCAAUGCACAUGUGUACCCAGUCUCGAAGUCCACAUUCUUUCACCUUGCCGACAGCUUGGUUGUGCUGCAGCUCGGCCGAUGGUGUAACCUCGAUGACAAGACAUACAUGGAGGUGGAUGGCCUAGAGUCUUUGAGUACCAUUGGCUUACUCAAGAACCUCCGGUAUCUUAGUCUCCGUGGGUUGUCACGGCUAACGGAGCUCCCAAAAGGGAUCCGAUGGCUUAGGAAACUUGCAAUCUUAGACAUGCGUGGUUGCCAAAACCUUGUCAAUGUGGCAUCAAAGAUCACCACACCAUUGAAGCAGCUUACCCAUUUGGACCUCACUGAGUGCUACAUGUUGGAACAUAUUGGCCGAGGAAUCACCUCUGUCUCAGAGUUGCAGGUGUUUAAGGGCUUUGUGUUUGCAACUGGAACACAAGGUAAUAAGGCAUGCCGAUUGCAGGACCUCAAGAGGUUGAGGAAGCUCCAAAAGCUCACUGUUAGAAUCACCACUGAUGCUAAUGUAGGAAGGAGUGAGAUGGCAGAGCUUAAGCAUCUCACCAGCCUUCGUAAACUCACAAUCACAUGGAGUGAGAUACCAAGCAUAUUAGAUGGUGACUCAGACACGGUGAAAGGUAGGCGUGCCGAACUUAUUGAGAAAUGGACCAGCUUUGAGCUGCCACAAGAGCUUUUGAAACUGGAUCUUCGGUGCUAUCCUAAGAAUGAGCUAAAACUCAAAAAGCACCAGAAUCUCAAGAAGCUUUAUUUAAGAGGUGGAGAUUUGGAAAGAUUUUCAAUUGGUGAUGAAUCAAAACCGAUUAAUUCCUCCGAAAAAACAAACUCCAUCAAGACAUUGCGUCUAAGGUACUUAAAAAACUUUAGUAUGGAAUGGAAAGAUAUUCGUUUAUUAUUGGGGGAUAUUGAAUACAUGGAAAUUGUGACUAAGGAUGAAAAGCUAAUGAAGGAUGUGAAUAAGGAUCAAAAGGAUAUAGAGGAAGAGAGCAAGCUUGUGAAGGAUGUAGAAAUAAAGGGUCAAAAGGAUAGAGGGGAAGAGCCCAAGCCUGUGAAGGAGAAAAAGAUAAUAUACUCUACUUUGGAUGAGAAUGGGGUAUGGGUGAAGGAUCAGAAGGAAGAGGAUAACCUAAGGUUGAUUGCACAAGCUAGCAAGGAAAAAGAAGCUCAGGAUGCCAUGGAAAAGAGCAAAGUUUCAGGACCUAUUGAAGAUCCUAACAAAGCUGCUAGCAUCGUCAAAGAUGCCAAUGAGGAUGACAAUACUAGAAAAAGACAAUCAGAGGGCAAGCAAGAACAUGUAGCAACUGAUGAGGUGCCACAACAGUUGAAGACAGAACCAACUCCCACAGUUUAGAGAGUGCAAUCAUCUUUUAUAAUGAUGAUACAGACAUCAAAGGGCGGGGAGGUGGUGUCAAUGGCCCAUGAUAGCACAUUACUGGUCAUGUAUUAGGCAUUAUGGAGGAGAUUACAUAUCCAUAAAACUAGAGGCUCUACAAUACAAUAUUAUUAUGACAAAGAAGCUUUAUGUGUUAGUGAUUUUGAAGAAGAUGUAACACCCUAAUUUUCAAAUUUAGCAAUUAAUAAAAUUUGUUAGAAUUUAAUUGCAUAUGUCUAAGGAAUUUUAAGGUCCUAUUUAAAUUUUCUUAGGCAAUUAACUCUUUUUCAAAAUAAAUUAAUGAAUAAUAGGAAUUCAUUGUUUCAUUCAUGCUGGUGAUUGUUUUUAUUGCUUGAAUUCAAAUUUAUGUUUGAAUUCAUUUGUUUGAAUCUUUUAAACAAUAGGAAAACCUUUUCUUUCCCCCUUUUUUUCCUUUCGGCCCGCUUUUUCUUUCUGGCCCAGCCGCAGCAGCAGCGCAGCACCAGCAGCAGCCCAGCAGGCCGGCUCGCCUUUGCCUCGGCCAUAUUCUCGCGUCGGCCCGCUCCAGCACCCCUCCUCCACCUCACCUGCCGACAAGUAGACCCCACUAGUCAUCCUCCUCCUCUCGCUCUCGCCCGCGCCGUGCUCGAGCCAGACUCGAGUCCAAGCUCGUGCUGCCCCCGCGCGCACGUCCGCCUUGACCUUGGGCCCGCACGCCAAGGCCAGCCCCCGGGUUAUAAAAGGCCGCUGCCACCCCCCUCAGCCUCACCAAACCCUAAGCCGCCACCUCGAGCUCCAGCGCACGCUGACCACCAUUGAUCUCCGCCGUUGUCGCCCUUCCGUUGACAAGGACACUGCUCGAAGCACCGCAAGGAAGUGAGGAGGCCGCCCAUGAAGUACCCACGCUCUCCCGUGUUUUCCUCCACGCGGACAAGCUCGCCGGAGACAUGUGCCGCUGCGUCGUGCCACUCCGCCACGUCACCUUGCGCCGUCGCCACGCCAACCACCACGACAACACCCUAGAUGUGUUCGCCGUGCGCUUCGCUUCCUCUAGGGCUACAUCGCAUUGCAAAACGAGCCCGGACGCUCGAUUUCGAGCGAGUUCCAGCGAGUCACCGCCACCACCGCGCGCCGCCGCUUUACCGCCCGUGCGCUCCUCGUCGAGUCCUAGGCGUCCGCAGUCGCUCGAUCUUGAUCCGAUGGUCUGGAUCAGAUCUGACCCGAGUCAAUACCGAUCAACCCCCGCGCCGUGUCGGUCUUUGCUAAAUAGUCCCGGAGUUUUAUAGUUUUUGCGUCACGGUCCAGCGUAGUUCAAAAGUAAUUAGAUCUGGGUUCUUUUUCUUCUGUUUUAGCCCCUGAUCUUCCGCAAAAUAGUGCUCGCCAUCCUAGCCUUGCUCUUUUGUGUGUUAAACCUUCAGUUUAUAUGCGUAUUUAUGUUUUAGCUCUCAGUUUCUUCAAGUUUAGCCCCUGGAAGUUUAGUUUUCUUGCAGAUAAGCCCCUACACCUUGUUUAGUUCAUAUCUUAGAUUCGUUUUAAGCAUUUCUUGCAUCUAUGAGUUCGUGUUGACGCAUAGAUUAGUUUUAUGAUCUUAUUUUGCUUUGUUGCUACUAUUUGGUGUAUUGUUUUCUUA
Setaria italica (foxtail millet) is the source of this 5678-nucleotide messenger RNA. RefSeq lists its product as uncharacterized. Gene Ontology annotation, biological process: defense response to other organism. Lineage: Eukaryota; Viridiplantae; Streptophyta; Magnoliopsida; Poales; Poaceae. The transcript has 5 exons. Bases 77 to 4048 code for a protein of 1323 amino acids. The record is from RefSeq and is a predicted model, not a curated record.